This is a messenger RNA of Ilex paraguariensis (yerba mate), 1048 nucleotides long. Lineage: Eukaryota; Viridiplantae; Streptophyta; Magnoliopsida; Aquifoliales; Aquifoliaceae. The record is from the annotation of a GenBank genome assembly.
CGAACCUCCAUAAUAAAACUCCUCACCAUCUCCUCCCUCUCGCUCAAACCCCCAAUUUUUCUCUCAAUCCCAACUCUCUCUCUCUCUCUCUCUCCAAAUUUGAUAAACGCCCAUCAAUAUUCAUAUAAUUCUGAUACAUAUCGAAAUCUUUCGUAAAAGAUGGCUCAGAAGACGGGAAAAGAAGAGACUGAAUUCAAGGUCGUACCAGAAACCUUGACGCUUUGCGUGAACAACUGCGGCCUCACUGGUAAUCCGGCGACCAACAACAUGUGCCAAAAGUGCUUUAUCUCCACCACCGUCACCACCUCCUCCUCCGCUGCCGCUGUAGCUCCGGCGACGUUAAAGUUCUCCGAGAAAAAUCGUAGAUCUAGCCCGUCAGAUUCGUCGGCGAGGUCAUCGGAGCUGUCUGGUACAAAUACCGAUCAGACGACGCCGGAUCGGGAAGAAGAGGAGGCGAAUACGUUACUUUUGGCGAAGAAAGCAGUGAAUCGGUGCUCAGGCUGCCGGAGGAGGGUAGGUUUGACCGGGUUCAGGUGCCGAUGCGGUGAGCUGUUCUGCUCGGAGCAUCGGUACUCCGACCGACACGAUUGCAACUACGAUUACAAGACGGUAGGACGAGACCGGAUCGCCAGGGAGAAUCCGGUGGUCAAAGCUGCGAAGAUCGUCAAAGUUUGAUUUUUCAAUAUGUAUUUGUGAAAUGCAAUUGAAAAAUGAAAUGUUGAGAUCGAGGAUCGAUCGAUCUAUAUAUUAUAUUCUGUCUCUAAAGAAGAGAGAGAAAGGGAAGUUUGUUGAAAUUUGGCAAGGAAUUCUCUCUGGUUAAUUGCUGGUGGAUUAAUCUAUUUUGUGAUAUUAAUUAUUAUUGUGUGAUUUUAAUGAUAUAUAAAGGAUUGUAAUUUUUAUCUGGAUUUUCAUUUUCUUUUUGUUGUGGUUGUUUGGUUGCGUAGAAAAUAGAAAAUGGGCAAUGAAAAAGAAUCUGAAAUUUCUGAUGCUUUUGCAGAAACUGACAAAGGGAAAGAGGUCAGAGGGGGCAUGUUUUUGUAAAUCUGAG